UGCACCCAAUUAAUGAAUUGUUUGUUGGUAUUCUUAAAAAAUAUUCAGUACAACAUCACGAUUUGCCUCCAACCAUAAGUCGCAUAAGAAAGUGCUAUACGAGGGAAUCUCGACCAUAUUAAAUCGUAAUUGAUUGCGAUAAGGGCAAAAUCAAAGAAAGUCUUUUUAGGUGUUGCUGGAUUUAUGACAUUUAAUGCUCCAAUGAAUAUGUCUGAACAAGCCAACGUGAUGCAAAAUUAUUUCUCAUUUGUGAACCUACCUCUGUACCAGUUUUAUGAGUGGGCUUAAGUAAAAAAAGAAGCAAUUGGUUGAAUUUAACGCGAAAUGCUCAUGAGAUGUUUUUACGCCUUAAGGAACUAGUCUGUCUUACAGAAAGGAGGAUGAGUUUGAUGCAAAGAUCAUAAAAGCGGUGAAAAAAGAAAUGUCGAAUGGAAUUGGUGCUAGUCCCAGUGCCCCGCCGUUAGUUGCCACGACGGUUACCAUGGACACUAUUCAAGAUUUAAUGCAAUCCCAAACAUCUAGCUUAGAAUAUGAUGAUCCAUGCACCGGACCUUUUCAAGAUACUCGUUUUGAUCAGGUAGUUCAAGUCCAAAGUACUGCAGAUCGUCUGAUUAGCGAAGAAGACGAAAUCAGUAUUUUUAACAUACCAGGAAUUGAGGCCGUCUCAAAUAUAGAGCCCCCAUCUCUCAGCAUUGAUAUUAACUAUGACUCUGGAAUAGAGGAAGAGAUUGAAGAACAUAAAAAAAAACCGUCUGGUAAACGAGGAAAAACAAACUUAAGGCGUCUAGAUAAACUACCAGCUGUUACCGUUACAGUUGACAACGCAGAUGAGUCUGAGGAAGAUACUGUUUCGAAAUUUCAAUGUCAAUAUCUAUGGGAGUUUUUGCAAAGUCUACUAAACUGCAAGAAAUUCAACAGCAAAUACAUUGAAUGGAAGAACCAUCCUGAAGGUAUCUUUAAACUUAAUGAUCACCAUUCUGUCGCCAGACUAUGGGGAAUACAAAAGAAACGAAAGAAUAUGACGUAUGAUAAGCUCAGUCGAGCUCUUCGAUAUUAUUACAGUAAGAAUAUUUUACAAAAAGUCACUGGCGAAAGACUGACCUAUAAGUUUUGUAAGUCUGUGUAUGAAUAUAAAAGUAGCUGAGUUGAUUUUUACAAGAAACGUCUAACGUUGUUCAGCUGCUUGAACGAAACAUGUUUGAAAGCCUCACUGAUGUUUAAAGAAACGAAAAAUUUAACGUGUAUCCAUUAACGUAAGUAAAGUUUUGAUUCGAGCACUGUUAUUCAUGUAAAGUUAUGUAAUUUUUGGUAUACUAUUUCAUGUAAGUCGAAAUAUAGUUACGAUGAUAAUAGUUCGCUUGGAAAAAUAAGAAAUAGCGAUCCAAACAUGUUUUGUCCAACCAAGCUAAUUUUUUUUCAAGUUUACAUCGCAUUUUCUAUAAAAUUUUAUUCCAGUGGACAUUUUAUUUUAUGCAUGCAACUUUAUAGCAAAGUUGUUUUAAACAACAUUUUGUCAAAUCUUGACGUUGAUUGUCAACACAUAAUUUAGUUUGAAUAUUAUUCCGUCAAACCUGACUGGAAAUAAAAGCUUUGAAGUCCCUAACUUUAUACAUUACCUUUUAGUGAUAAUUUAUAGACAUUGAUUCACAGUGAGACAAUCUUAACCAAGCAACAAAAUACAAUGUGCAAAAUACAAAUCCCUUAUCUGAUUAACGCAAAUGGCCUUGUUGACCACUACCCCCCAUCCCCUUUAUUUGAUUGUUUUUACCUCAAGAAUGAAGUUUUUAUUGUCUAUUUUGAUUGCCAAGCUGCUUAUGUUUAAUAAUUUUUUUCCAAAUCUUCCAUGAAAUAGGUAAACCACUUCCCUGUCCUAUAUUUUAUGUGUUGCGUUUGAUUAAGUGUAUUUCGCGAAAGUCCUGUUUUUUUCAUAUAAACUGUGAUUCAAUAUAUUUUUUUGCAAAAAUUAGUUUUCAACGUUUUUUAACUAUUUCAUCUUCUCGAUUGGUUGUUGUUUGUUAAGUUAAUCAUUAUUAUUAAGUUAAUCGUUAUGUAAAUACAUGUUUAUUGUUUUUAUCAUUAUGUAAAUAAUUCCAACAAUAAAAAUUCUUAAUUAAACAA
Molecule: messenger RNA, 2118 nt
Organism: Xenia sp. Carnegie-2017
Lineage: Eukaryota; Metazoa; Cnidaria; Anthozoa; Malacalcyonacea; Xeniidae
Product: ETS-related transcription factor Elf-4-like
Exons: 10
Coding region: 422-1144 (240 amino acids)
Biological process (GO): cell differentiation; regulation of transcription by RNA polymerase II
Cellular component (GO): nucleus
Molecular function (GO): sequence-specific DNA binding; DNA-binding transcription factor activity, RNA polymerase II-specific
Source: RefSeq, a predicted model, not a curated record